UGUAGGCAAUUCGAAGCCGCCGGAUAGGGCACUUUCGCAUCGCAUCACGUGGGCACAGUUCGUAUCGUGCAUUGAAAUCUUUCAAAAGUCUUGCGUAUCGCGUAUUUACCGGCGUGCUUUACUUGUUUCGGGUGGGCCUCGUAGAUACCGAAGCUACGUUCAAAAAAGUUUUGGAGUUUUCCUCUGGUAUAUACGAUAAUUUGUAGGCAGCAUGACCAAUGUUACUUUGUUGUUGCUCCUAUGCUUAGGCGAGCGGAUGCUAUGCUGCCCUUUGCCAGAUCUUCCAAGGAACGUAGUGUACGCACAAGAAGAGAUCCCGAAAAAUGUCACUGCUGGCACGGAGGUAAAGUACGCCUGCAAGAAGGGCUUUCAGAUGCUGGGCAGGAAUCAUCGUGUGUGCUUGACCAGUGGCCUCUGGCAUCCCCAAGGCCUUCCUUAUUGCGUCGCUGAUGUGGCGGUGGCCAAGGAGGUGCAUUCGUCGCAGCCGCUAAGCGACCCAAAGUUGGCCAUGGACGGGAACCGAACGACGUGUGGCGUGACGCUCACUCACUUGUCUCCUUGGUUCAUGGUUGACCUUCGGUAUGCACUUCCCAUCAGCGUGGUGAAACUUGACUUGCCAGCUUCCACCGUCGCAGUCUCAUUGAUGGUGCGCGUCGGUAACUCGUCCACGGCCUUCCACAACUCAGUGUGCAACGUCUUCAAUGGAUAUGUCAAGCCCGGCCGUUCUCUGUACUUGCCCUGCUCCUCUGCGAACCGUGGCCGUUUCGUCAGCUUCCACAUCAACGAGUUCGGCUCGCUCUCUAUCUGUGAAAUUGCCGUGUAUUCCGAAGUAGUCGACGUUGAGGACAUGGAGGUUACCACCAUUCGCUCGUCUGACACGCCUACCCAGCCGCCCAGCCCUAAAGGUGGCGGGCUUGGACUGAAGGGACUGACGGGCAUAGGACUCGGCGUAUUCGUGCUAAUUGCCCCUAUAUGUUGCUGCUGUUGCUGCCAGCGGUGUACUAAAUGUUGCUUCAAGAGAGCUAGGGUCAACAGAGUUCUCACAGGCGUCGAGAACAACGUGUUCGUGGUGUGCGAACACCCUAUGUCUCACAUGUACGCGAAUUCAUGGAACGACCUUCGCCGCGAUGGCACUGUUCCUACGGGUGCGAGCGGGGCCACCGCGAGGUUGAAAGACGUUCGCACGCUUUCUCCAGCAGACAGUUUUUCUGACGUGGACCUGAGCAGCCCGUAACGGCAGUGUGUCAAGUUCGCUGUGUGACGCAUCACUGAAAGUUCAAGUUUGUUGCUAGCUUUCGCUGCACUCGCAAACUACGUUGCAUUCAUUUUAUUACCAUUUAUUCAUGACAUUUUUAAUGGAAUUAGGAGCAUGAGCAGUGUGGUCGCAGAAGCUCGGAAUGUUACGUGCGACAGUUUUUACGAAAGUUUUUAGCGUAUGAUAAAUUUGUCCAGCAUGCUUGAUUUUAUGCUUUGUUCCCAUUAGACGACAGGGUAGCGCACGUAAUGCUUUGUACACUGUUACCACGAUAGGAUUUUAAUCAUUUUUUCGGUUGUGCUUGUUGUGCCACACAACAAUGCAUCUUGUAAUAAAAGAUGGCGCAGAUUUUUCGAGUAUAGACUUUGAACAAAUGUGAUGGGACAUGCUUGGACCAAGGUUUACUUAUCUCUCAUUUCGUCGUUCACUAAACGCCACGGUACGAAGUCUUAACAAGAAGGUAUCUCGAACAUACUGAUUUAU
Messenger RNA from Rhipicephalus microplus (southern cattle tick), 1738 nucleotides. RefSeq lists its product as uncharacterized. The record is from RefSeq and is a predicted model, not a curated record. NCBI's taxonomy places the organism in Eukaryota, Metazoa, Arthropoda, Arachnida, Ixodida, Ixodidae.